AUGCGCAGUGUCCUAGUGCCCAUUGUCUGUUGCCCCAGAUUUGACCUGUUCGCACGGUCAUGUGGGUGGGGCCCCGCUCCGGCUCCCCCAGCUGAUUUUUUUCGCAUCCUGCGGGGCAGAAGGCUGCUCAGGGAGGAUCUGUGGGUGCGCGAGGGCCGCAUUCUGGACCCAGAGAAGCUCUUCUUUGAGGAGCGGCUCGUAGCCGACCAGCAGCGGGACUGCGGGGGCUGCAUCCUGGCGCCCGGCUUCAUUGACGUGCAGAUCAACGGUGGAUUUGGCGUUGACUUCUCGCAGGCCACAGAGGAUGUGGGUCCGGGAGUAGCCCUGGUAGCCCAGAGGAUCCUGUCGCACGGAGUCACCUCUUUCUGUCCCACCUUAGUCACCUCGCCACCAGAGGUUUAUCACAAGGUCCUUCCUCAGAUCCCUGUGAAGAGUGGUGGCCCCCAUGGGGCAGGGGUCCUCGGUGUGCACCUGGAGGGCCCAUUUAUCAGCCGGGAGAAGCGGGGUGCACACCCCGAGGCCUACCUGCGCUCUUUUGAGGCCAAUGCCUUCCACGAUGUUCUGGCCACCUACGGGUCCCUGGACAACGUUCGCAUUGUGACGCUGGCUCCUGAGUUGGGCCGUAGCCAUGAGGUGAUCCGGGCACUGACGGCUCGGGGCAUCUGUGUGUCCCUAGGGCACUCCGUGGCUGACCUGCAGGUUGCAGAGGAAGCCGUGCUGAGCGGCGCUACCUUCAUCACCCACCUCUUCAACGCCAUGCUGCCUUUCCACCACCGGGACCCUGGCAUCGUGGGGCUCCUGACGAGUGACCGGCUGCCCCCCGGGCGCCACAUCUUCUACGGAAUGAUCUCCGAUGGCAUACACACCAACCCCGCAGCCCUGCGCAUUGCCCACCGGGCCCAUCCCCAGGGGCUGGUGUUAGUCACCGACGCUGUCCCUGCCCUGGGCUUGGGCAAUGGCCGACACACGCUAGGGCAACAGGAGGUGGAAGUGGAUGGGCUGACGGCCUAUGUGGCAGGCACCAAGACACUGAGUGGCAGCAUAGCUCCGAUGGACGUCUGCAUUCGGCAUUUCCUGCAGGCCACAGGCUGCAGUGUGGAGUCGGCCCUGGAGGCUGCGUCACUGCACCCCGCCCAGCUACUGGGACUGGAGAAGCUCAAGGGAACCCUGGACUUUGGAGCUGAUGCAGACUUCGUGGUGCUCGACGACUCCCUCCACGUUCAGGCCACCUACAUCUCAGGCGAGUUGGUGUGGCAGGCGGAGGAGGCCAGGCAGUGACCUGGGACCACAGCUGGAAAGGACCCUGACAAUACUGGGCUGCUGAGGAGCUGGUCUCCGAGGAGUGAAUGGGAACCCUGCCCCAGGUGAAUGACCUUAGCCCUGGAGGCGACUGGCUUGGAUAAACCAUCUACCCCAAAGGGA
This is a messenger RNA of Myotis davidii, 1422 nucleotides long. It is a transcript of the gene AMDHD2, whose product is annotated as amidohydrolase domain containing 2. Bases 1 to 1278 code for a protein of 425 amino acids. Gene Ontology annotation, molecular function: N-acetylglucosamine-6-phosphate deacetylase activity. The record is from RefSeq and is a predicted model, not a curated record. The transcript is spliced from 12 exons. Lineage: Eukaryota; Metazoa; Chordata; Mammalia; Chiroptera; Vespertilionidae. Gene Ontology annotation, biological process: N-acetylglucosamine catabolic process.